AUGGCCACCCGCCCUCGAUCUUCCUCUGUUACUCCAGGAGAUACAAAAGAACGACGGAACGCUGAACAAGAAGAUUGGAGGAGGAGACUAUCAGCGGCGAUCCGUCGAGAAGACGCAGGAUCCGUGGAAGCUGCGGAAGCCGAAGAUGAGGACGAUAGUUGUUUUGUACUCCACCCAUUAUGCCGUGCUGGUCCACUUCAGAUGACUGUCAAGUCAUCAACCAACACAUCACCAACAACAACAUCUUCUGCAUCGUUUCAGUCUGCACCAUCAUCUCCCGACUCGCCUGAUGAAAUACCGACGACCUCAGGCGGUUUUCCAUUAGCCUCCUCUUUCCCGUUUCCCAUUGCUCCCAUCUCAGCGCACAACAUAACAUCCUCUAUCACAACUGGCUUAGUGAAGAAGCGGAGAAGCUCAUCGUCUCCAGAAGACAUUUGCCGUGAAAAAAUUCCUCAUCUUCUUCUGAAAACCUCAUCUGGAGUUGUGGUUCCCUUAGCUACAAGAUCGCAAAGGGCGCCAGCGUUAACACUCCAAAAUCCACCACCAUCGGCCGCUAUUCGGACGGCACCACCACCAGGAUUCUCAAACCAUUCGGUGUGCUCGCUUGAUGACUCGGCGGAGCAGAUUGAGGAGCUAGAUGACUACUACUUGCGACGUCCAACAACUUCUGCAAGUGCACCAACAAGUCCAAUUGAUCAUCGACUAGCGGUAAGAAGCUGUGAUCAGAAGCCGUUGGCAAACAACAUCGAGUUGUUAUGGCUUCCUCGUGUUUAG
Caenorhabditis remanei is the source of this 774-nucleotide messenger RNA. RefSeq lists its product as uncharacterized. Bases 1 to 774 code for a protein of 257 amino acids. The transcript has 2 exons. NCBI's taxonomy places the organism in Eukaryota, Metazoa, Nematoda, Chromadorea, Rhabditida, Rhabditidae. The record is from RefSeq and is a predicted model, not a curated record.